UUGUCAAGCGCUCCCUUUAGAGAGGAGAAGCACCUCUGAAAAUCUGCCUGAAAACAGACGAUCAGGAGACUUGACGAAAGCAGCCAUGAGCAUCACCUAUGAUGUCAUUGUCAUCGGAGGAGGCAUCUCAGGCCUUUCAGCUGCUAAACUGCUUGCCGAGUCAGGACUUAGUGUUGUGGUGCUAGAAGCUCGUGACAGAGUUGGUGGAAGAACCCACACAAUACAUAACAAACAAGUGAAGUAUGUCGAUCUUGGUGGGUCAUAUGUGGGGCCAACCCAAAAUCGCAUCUUGCGGAUGGCAAAGGAGUUGGGCGUACAGACGUACAAAGUGAAUGUCAAUGGACUUCUCAUCGAACAUGUUAAGGGUAAAUCUUACAAAUUUCGAGGCGCCUUUCCACCUGCAUAUAAUCCUUUGGUUCUUCUGGAUUAUAACAAUUUUAUGAGAACAAUGGAUCAAUGGGGUAGUGAGAUUCCUGCAGAGGCUCCGUGGAAAGCCCCUCGUGCUGCAGAUUGGGACAGGAUGUCAAUGAAGCAGUUUAUAGAAAAGGUGUGCUGGACAAGUUCAGCAAGACUGUUUGCACAACUGUUCGUGAAUCUGGUUAUAACUUCCGAGACUCAUCAGGUUUCUGCGCUAUGGUUCCUUUGGUAUGUAAAGCUUUGUGGGGGAACCGGAAGAGUUUUCUCAACAGAGAAUGGAGGACAGGAGAGGAAGUUUGUUGGAGGGUCUGGUCAAAUAAGUGAGAAAAUAAUGGAACGUCUACAAGAUCGAGUAAAAUUGGAAAGGCCAGUUGUCAGGCUUGACCAGUCUGGUGAUGUUGUCCUUGUGGAAACCUUAAAUCAUGAAAUUUAUCAGGGCAAGUAUGUUAUCAGUGCUAUACCACCAGUUCUUACUACACAAAUCCACUUUAAACCAGAGCUCCCGGCAGUCAGGAAUCAGUUAAUCCAGCGUCUUCCAAUGGGAUCUGUUAUUAAAUGUAUGGUCUACUACAAAGAAGCAUUUUGGAAGAAAAUGGGCUACUGUGCAUGCAUGAUAAUUGAAGAUGAGGAUUCCCCUAUUGGAUACACAUUGGAUGACACAAAGCCUGAUGGAUCUGUACCUGCUAUUAUAGGUUUCAUUGCCGCUAGAAAAGCAACAGCAAUGGCAAACCUAAGCAAGGAAGAGAGAAAAAGAAAAAUUUGUGAGUACUACGCUAAAGUGAUGGGCACCGAAGAAGCAUUACAUCCUGUCCACUAUGAAGAGAAGGACUGGUCUAAGGAGCAGUAUUCGGGAGGGUGUUAUACAGCAUAUUUUCCACCAGGAAUUAUGACUCAGUAUGGGAGUGUAAUCCGCCAACCCGUUGGAAGGGUUUUCUUUGCUGGCACAGAGACUGCUACUGUAUGGAGUGGAUACAUGGAGGGAGCUAUUCAAGCAGGUGAAAGAGCAGCCAGAGAGGUAAUGUCCAAGAUGGGCCUUAUUGCUGAAGAUGAAAUCUGGAAGGAUGAACCUGAAUCUGUGGAUGUUCCAGCACUGCCAUUUACUACAACAUUUUUGGAGAGAAAUCUGCCAUCUGCUCAAGGAUUACUGAGGUUCAUUGGCUGUUCUGUUUUUAUUUCGAUGGCUGCUGCAGUAGGAGUGUUCGCAGUCAAGAAGGGUUAUGUAACUCUGAAGUGACCUACUUAAAAUGUUUCUGUGUAGGCAAUGCGAUUUAGAUUGUAAGUCAAACUCUGAAUGUGUAUCUAGUAUUGUAAUGCAUGUGAAAACAAAUGUGGGAAAGACACAUGAAUCCCUUAGACAUUUAUUCACUAAGCUGUGAAAUUCCAGCUAAGGUGCUGAGUUGAAACAUCUCACCAUGAUAUUAAAUGCCUGUCUCUUCUGCAAAAUGGCCCAAGCCGCCCCUGCAUAAUGCAUAGUUAAAUGCACAAUAUCACUUAUCUAACUUUGCAUUAUUCUAAACAAGUAUAUAAUCUUAAAUUAAGAGGUAGAGUCAUAAAAAAACAUUCAUGAGAUCAUUCACAUAUAAACUCCAUUAGACUUACCUGCAGCCUCACAAUUUAGUGAAAAAACCUUUCAUAUAUUACUAAUGAGACCUUACAAAAACCUAUUGCAUGUUGCCUCAUGUGUUGUUCUAGCUAUUAAUAUAGACAAGAUAAUUGUAUUUUCCAAACAGUAGUAAAUUUAAACUGUUUACUGAACUGACAGAUAUUGAUUGUAUCUUCGAAUCUUCGAUAAAAAUGCUUCAAUGUUGACCUGUAUGAAAGAAUGAUGCUUAAUUAAAGUAGUUUUUACAAAA
This is a messenger RNA of Spea bombifrons (plains spadefoot toad), 2270 nucleotides long. Its product is annotated as amine oxidase [flavin-containing] A-like. Lineage: Eukaryota; Metazoa; Chordata; Amphibia; Anura; Pelobatidae. The record is from RefSeq and is a predicted model, not a curated record. Gene Ontology annotation, molecular function: oxidoreductase activity. The transcript has 15 exons. The coding region runs from base 86 to 1651 and encodes 521 amino acids.